GAGGCAAGGCUGACGGCUCGACCAAUUAGAGAGCGGCGGGAGCUUUGAAACUCCAGGCAGGAAACAGUCGGAGGACGGUUGGAGCUCCGCUGCGGUUUCUGUGUUUUUACCGAGACUUUGGGACACAUUCGGGCACCGAGAGGACCCGGACCGGGACACCGAGACACCCGUAACGACCCGACACAGACCCGGGACACCGAGAGGGGGGACAACAUGGCGGAUUUAGCCGCGAACGGCCACUGUGAGUGUCGGUCAGAGAGUCCGGUGUUGUGCCAAAAUGAGCGUCUGACCGCCGAGCAGAUGGACGAACAGAGGAUCCAGAAUGUGGCCUAUCAGUACCUGUGCAGGCUGGAGGAGGCCAAGAGGUGGAUGGAGGCGUGUCUGGGGGAGGAGCUUCCUGCUCCCACAGAGCUGGAGGAGGCGCUGAGGAACGGCGUUAUUCUCGCCAAACUGGGUCAUCGCUUCGCUCCGAGCACUGUUCCUCAGAAGAAGAUCUACGACCCGGAGCAGCUGCGAUACCAGGCUGUCGGUCUUCAGUUCCGCCACACUGACAACAUCAACCACUGGAGAAACGCCAUGACGGCACUCGGGCUGCCAGCGAUCUUCCAUCCUGAAACGACCGACGUGUACGACAAGAAGAACAUGCCGAGAGCGGUGUACUGCAUCCACGCGCUCAGCCUGUACCUGUACAGACUCGGUUUGGCUCCACAGAUUCACGACCUGUAUGGAAAAGUCAAGUUCACAGAGGAAGAGAUCAACAACAUGAAGCUGGAGCUCGACAAAUACGGGAUCCAGAUGCCCGCCUUCAACAAGAUCGGAGGAAUCCUGGCCAAUGAGCUGUCAGUGGACGAGGCUGCAGUCCACGCGGCGGUGGUAGCCAUUAAUGAGGCCGUGGACCAAGGGGAUGUGGGUGUGACGGCGGUGGCUCUGAGGAACCCUGCUGCUCUCCUCACUGACCUGCAGGAGGCGCUGAUGAGCGUCUACCAGGAGAUGCUGCAACAAGCGAGGAGGAGGAAGGCUGAACGGGCCGCCGGCAGGGCUGUGGCGGAGGACAAAGACAUGUACGAGGAGUAUCUGACUCAGAGGGAGAUCCAGGACCACAUCGACGCCGUCAAUGUGCGGGCAGCGGUGGAGCAGGUCGACGAGGCUCUGGAUGUCGCCGACGAGCUUGCUCUGCUGUCGGCACUCCAGCUGCCGUGUUUGGCCCUCAGGGGCCUCCGUACUGACAAUGGGCCCUGGUACCUGGAUCAGCUGACCGCAGACCGCCAGCAGAAGGCCCAGAAUCAGGGCUCUGUGGAUCCUCUGGAGCAUGAAGAGCUGCAGGAAGGCGUCACCGCUGCCAACCAGGAAGCUCGGAGCACGCGAAACACUGGCACUUCCUGUUGUCUCCUCCAGGGAGAACUGCAGGAGGAGGAGCUCUUUGUUGCCGUGGAGAUGCUGUCAGCCGUUGUUCUCAUCAAUCAGGGUCUGGAGGCGGGACACCUACAGCAGUUCAGCUCCUCAUUGGUCAGUUCGUCUGCAGGGCUCUCUGAUGUAGAGCCCGCGCUGCUCGACAGGUACUUUGAGACUCUGGCUGGUGUGAAACAACAGGUGGGCCGAGACCUGCUUACCUGGAACCAGCUGCAGGAAGGAAUCGCCGCUGUGAACGGCUCGGCGCAGGACGAACAACAGCAGCUCCUGGCUGUUGGCCUAAUAAACAAGGCCGUGAUGAGCGGAGACCCUCGGCGGCUUAUCUCCGCCCUGUUGCUGCCCUCCUGCGGCGUGGACGAGGUUUCACCUGCCAAUGCCUGCAAGUACCUGACCCUGCUGAGCCAAGCCAGGCAGAUCAAAGCUCAGGUGAGCAGAGACCCGGGAGCCGAGCUGUGGUUGGCUGAUAUCCAGGAGGCUGUGAGGACGGCCAAUCAGCAGAGUCAGAGAGCUCUAAAGUUGUGUCUGUCCGUUGCCGCGGUGAAUCAGGCCGUAAAGGAGAACAGGGCGAAGCAGACGCUGCGGGUGCUGUCUCUGCCGGAGGCGGAGCUUCACGGUGUUCUACCUGACUGUGCUGCAGACUAUCAGAGAGAGCUGAGCGCCCUGAUGGCACGCCGCACACGCACAGGAGAUAACCGCAGUCAGUGGGUUCGCGUCCGCCUGCAGGACGGCUCCGUUUAUUUCUUCCACCUGAGCAGACUGCAGGGCGGCUGGGAGCGGCCCCCCGGCUUCGUGCACAACAGCGUCUUCUUGGAUCGCCACGACAUACAGGAAGUGGUCGGCAGCGUUUCGGCCCAGUACAGUCGCGGCGUGCUGUGGCGGAACAGCGAGGCCCUCGUCGUUCGCCUGCAGGCGCUCUGUCGAGGCUUCCUGAUCAGAUGGCGGAUGGCGUUUGUGGUACGGGAAUCAGUAAAGACUGAAACAAACACAGCGUCGGGGAAGAAUAUUUACUCUGAUUCGAUCCUGGAGUGCAGCUCGCUGCCCUAUGAGGUUUCUCCCGAAGACGCUCUGGCUCAGCCUGAAGUCCAGCGACGCAUCGACAUCUCCAUCAUCAACCUGAAGAACCUGACGGACAGAGUCCUCAAAGCCAUCACCGCCAGCCUCCACAAGCUGCCGUAUGGUCUGCGUUACACCGCCAAGGUCCUCAGAGACGCCCUGAAGGCAAAGUUUCCUGAAGCCGGUGAGGACGAGCUCUACAAGAUCGUGGGUAACCUGGUCUACUACCGCUACAUGAACCCGGCCGUCGUGGCCCCGGACGGAUUCGACGUGGUGGACCGUUCGGCCGGCUCUGCUCUGCAGCCCGGACAGCGCCACAUCUUGGGCUCCAUUGCCCGCGUGCUGCAGCACGCCGCUGCCAACAAACACUUCCAUGGAGGCGGCUACCACAUCACAGCCCUGAACCAGUACAUCAGCCAGACCCACAGCAGGUUCAGGAGGUUCCUGCAGUCCGUCUGCGACGUUCCUGAGCCGGAGGACAGAUUCAGCAUGGACGAGUACUCGGAGCUGCUGAUCGUGAACAGACCCGUGAUCUACAUCUCUGUGAGCGAGCUGCUCAACACGCACAAGCUGCUGCUGGAGCAUCAGGAGGUUUUGUGCCCGGACCCCUCAGACCCCCUCGGCCUGAUCCUGAAGGAUCUCGGUCCGGUUCCCGGCCUGCAGGAACUCACCGGUGAGUCCGCAGCUGAUCCGGGAUCAGACGCUCAGAGUAGCAAGAUGGAGGUCUCUCUGACCCUGACCAACAAGUUUGACAUCUUCGACGACGCCAACGACAAACCGGACGCCAGAGGACUCCUGCUCAGCACCAAGCAGCUGAUCAUCGAUGUCAUCAGGACGCAGUCAGGUGACUCUCUGCGUGACAUCCUGAGGACGACACCGUCACGCGACCAGGAGAAGAAGAGGAAGAUCCUGAGGAGUCUUCGUCAUCUGGAGGGACUCGGCACCCUGAAAUCGCCAGACAGCGAGAACCAGAUCCUGCAGAUGAUCGCCAAGGACAUCCGUCAGCAACGUCUCCACCGCCAGCGCAGAGGGGCGGAGCUCCUGAAGCUCCAUCAGACUCUCAGCAGCCUGCAGGCUAAGAGCAGCUUCCACAGUGAGCAGGUGGACUAUUACAGGCAUUACAUCACUUCCUGUCUGGACAACCUCACCGCCAGCAAAUCGACCAAUCAGAAGGCGGCAGACGGCAAAGGGAGGAACAAGCUUCCUGCUCUGAGCUACAGCGCCACCCGGCUGCACGAGAAGGGCGUUCUGCUGGAGAUCGAGGACCUGCCAGUCACGCAGUUUAAGAACGUCAUGUUUGAGAUCGCUGCCGGGCCUGAGAGAGGAAGUUUCAAAGUAAAAGCUCGAUUCCUCGGCGUGGAGAUGGAGGAGUUCCUGCUCAAAUACCAGGACCUGCUGCAGCUGCAGUAUGAGGGGGUGGCUGUGAUGAAGAUGUUCAGUAAGGCCAAAGUCAAUGUGAACCUCCUCAUCUUCCUCCUCAACAAGAAGUUCUUCAAGAAGUGAGAGGAGCGGCACUCGGCUUCUGCGGCGAG
Neolamprologus brichardi is the source of this 3995-nucleotide messenger RNA. NCBI's taxonomy places the organism in Eukaryota, Metazoa, Chordata, Actinopteri, Cichliformes, Cichlidae. The record is from RefSeq and is a predicted model, not a curated record.